Anarrhichthys ocellatus (wolf-eel) is the source of this 1953-nucleotide messenger RNA. RefSeq names its product L3MBTL histone methyl-lysine binding protein 4 (gene l3mbtl4). Gene Ontology annotation, molecular function: chromatin binding; histone binding; zinc ion binding. NCBI's taxonomy places the organism in Eukaryota, Metazoa, Chordata, Actinopteri, Perciformes, Anarhichadidae. The transcript is spliced from 16 exons. The annotation marks the transcript as partial. The record is from RefSeq and is a predicted model, not a curated record. Gene Ontology annotation, biological process: negative regulation of DNA-templated transcription. Gene Ontology annotation, cellular component: nucleus.
UCUAGUAAACAGUUAGCAGCUCUAGUAAACAGUUAGCUGCUCUAGUAAACAGUUAGCUGCACUAGUAGACAGUGAGCUGCAUUAGUAAACAGUUAGCAGCUCUAGUAAACAGUUAGCUGCUCAAGUAAACAGUUAGCUGCACUAGUAGACAGUUAGCUGCAGUUUAAUGAUGUUGAUGGCGUGAUAUAACGAGUGUGUGUGUGUGUGUGUGUGUGUGUGUGUGUGUGUUCAGUGAGUGUAAAGAGACGGUCCUGGUCCUGGCAGCAGUACCUGAACGAACAGAAAACUGAAGCUGCUCCUCUGUCACUGUUUACACAGUCCCAGUGUGUUCCCAGUAGGAGGACUGGUUUUAAAGUUGGGAUGAAGCUGGAGGGCGUCGACCCGCUGCACCCGUCUAUGUUCUGUGUGCUGACCGUGGCCGAGGUUAUUGGCUGUCGGCUCCGCCUCCAUAUCGACGGGUACUCUGAGUGCUAUGACUUCUGGGUAAACUCUGACUCAGCCGACAUCAGACAGACAGGCUGGUGUAAAGACAACAACCACAAGCUCCAUCCCCCCAAAGGCCACAGUGAGACAGCUUUUGAUUGGCAGCAUUACCUUCAGUCUACAGGCUCUCAUGCUGCCCCCGCAACCCUGUUCACCUGUCGCACUGCAAGCUGUGGGUUCAGUGUGGGGAUGAAGUUGGAGGCGGUCGACAGGAAGAACCCCGGACUCGUCUGCGUCGCCUCCGUCGCUGAUGUCAUCGAUGACCACUUCCUGGUUCACUUCGACAACUGGGACGACACGUAUGACUACUGGUGUGACAGCAGGAGUCCGUACAUCCAUCCUGUGGGCUGGUGUGAAAAACAGGGACGACCUCUCACUGCUCCUCAGGGACACCCAAACCCAGAGAACUUCCUGUGGGAGGAAUACCUUCAGCAAACUGGUUCCACCGCUGCUCCCAGUUCAGCCUUCACACUGAGAGCUCCACACGGGUUCCAGGUGAACCAGAAACUGGAGGCCGUCGACAGGAAGAACCCCAUGUUGAUCCGCGUCGCCACGGUAACGGAUACAGAAGACUACAGAGUGAAGGUUCAUUAUGACGGCUGGUCGCAGCAGUUUGACGUCUGGAGCGACAGCGACCUCUGGGACCUUCAUCCUAUGGGCUGGUGUCAACGAACAGGACACCCUCUGGAACCCCCCCCAGGUUCCUCCCCCAUGUCUCCCUCUCAGGGUGUAUGUCCCACUCGUGGCUGCAGAGGAGUCGGACACAUUAAAGGAGCCAAAUACACCGGACACCACAGUGCCUUUGGGUGUCCGUACUCGGACAUUAAUAUGCGCAAGGAGGUGCUGCUUCCUGAUAGGCUGGGAGGAGAGAGAGUCAUCACCCUCGUACCUGUCACCAUGUAUCACCACGACAACCAGUCAGACAGGUAUGUCCAGGUGAAGACAGAGACCAGAGACCAGGCCCUGCUGCUUCCUCUGGGGAAGAGAAGGAGACAGACAGACAGACUCUCCCAUCCAACCAAAUUCCUCCGUGUGAAACAGGAAGAGGAGGAGCUUCACAUCACACCAGCAGAGUCCAGUCUGCAGGCCGCCCUCCACCAGUCUGUCUUCCUGUCGGCCAUGUCGGCGCAGCCCGGCCGCGACCUGUCUCUCUGCUGGGAGCAGCACCGCAAACUACUGCCGGGCGUCUCCGGAGUCCACGCAGAGACCGUCAGACACUGGAGCGUCCAGCAGGUGUCAGACUUCAUUGAGUCUCUUCCUGGUUGUGAAAAACAGGCCAAACAGUUCAGAGAUGAGCAAAUCGAUGGUCGGGCCUUCCUUCUACUCUCCCAACGGGACAUUGUCAGGAUCAUGUCAAUCAAACUUGGUCCCGCCCUCAAAAUUUACAACUCCAUCCUGAUGUUCAAACACACCGAGGACCGGAGGCAAUCACAGGCCGAGGAUUGGGUCCAAUCGCACGCCGAAGACCGG